AUGGAGCAGGACGAGGGGCUUAAGGCCUUGGACAACAUCGUCACGCAGUUCAGCACCUACGAGGACUUCCUCGACUCGCAGAUCACCACCGUGGACCUCUACUACCUCGAGGAUGAAAGCCUGGCCCGCCAGCUGGUGGAGCUAGGCUACCGUGGCACGGGCGAGAUUGUGAAGAGGGAGGACUUUGAAGCGAGGAAGGCAGCUAUCGAGGUUGCAAGGCUGGCCGAAAGGACUCAGAAGAAGUAA
Carlito syrichta (Philippine tarsier) is the source of this 246-nucleotide messenger RNA. It is a transcript of the gene CFAP299, whose product is annotated as chromosome unknown C4orf22 homolog. Bases 1 to 246 code for a protein of 81 amino acids. The record is from RefSeq and is a predicted model, not a curated record. Lineage: Eukaryota; Metazoa; Chordata; Mammalia; Primates; Tarsiidae. The transcript has 2 exons.